UUCCUGUCUUUUGCUUCUCUGUCUCUUCCCACGUUCUCGUAUUCAUCUUCCGAUCUUUAUGUCUGUUUAAGACAAUCGUUGGUGGAACGCUCCUCCCACCGUACCAAGGCAUGCUCCCAUCUGCCACUAUAUAAUCAAACGCCUCUGGAAUGACACGGCACGACUACACCAGAGUAGGAGAUUAUCACCUAUGGCGUCCUUUCACUAUGACGCCAAUAUCGUAUUACUACCCUUGUACUUGUGUCAGCUGAACUACAGUCCCUAAUAAACAUACCCGGAAACUAUUGGAGCGUUGCAACUUCAACCGUUCCCUCAGGCGAACAAUAAAUUCUGAAGCCAGAAUCGGCGCCUCUCGGCAUACCAAACCAACUAAAGAAGUGAUAUGCGCGGGAAUGGCUUGGAGUUUAUAUUAGCCCCAAGCUAGUCGUUAUCCCUGUGUGUGUGAGAACAGACGGUAAGAUCAUUUCCUUUCCCUUGCUGAAAUCUGACAAUGAAAAGUGAAGCCUCUAGGUCACACCAGCAUAAGCAAAUCUCACCAUCUUUUCCACUUUGGAGAGGAACCCGAAUCUUUGAGAGAUUACAUAGUUCCUUUUCAGUAUCCUCCCCGUCUCGGCCUUCGUCUCCAUCAACUGCCGAAGUGAAUCACAAACAUGACCUGUUCCAGGCCUGCAGAUCUCGACUCCUAUACACAUACGUGACAUCGUGGACAUCGUCGACUAGAAACAGCCGGUUGCGGGCCGUGCUGGCGUUCUGGUUCGAUGUCUCGGCACAAUCUCUCGAGAUUGACGAUCCUAACUGGCCCCUGUUAUGUCAUGGGAUAUCUCAAUACCCGUGUCUCAGACAUUCGAUCACACCCUCUAUUUAUCCACUUUCGCGUUGUUUGAAUUUCUCCGGUCACGAACUUGCGGUUGAUCGUUGAGCUGUCAAAAUUUCUACCCCACAAUAUGUUUCAGCUCUUUCACGUGAGAAUCUGGACCUUGUUGUACUCUGAAAAUGGAACUCCCACGAUCGGGGGCUUUGUUUGAGUGGCUCUGAGGAUGUGAUUGUGUUUGAUAUUGUUCUUGAAAUAUCCAAUUGCCUUUUGUAUUCCACGAAUGUGGCUUUGCUCUCAUCCUGCAACUACAGACGCACACCUAAUGCCACUGAUACUUCUGUAGUGGCUGACAAGACCAGCUGCUCGUAUAGUGUGACUUUACUCCAUCUCUGGAGAAGGCUAUUUCGAAUAGCCUCCUGUCACAAUCCAUGACCUCUCGGCACGGGUAAUGCGUAGUGCGUGCCAAAUGAAUCCACAACAUGUCCCAAUUGACCACUCAGGUCGACCGGCGAGGACAGAAGACGAGCUUUAUGGGUCCCUAGAGACCCUUUUUCGUGUCUCUGAUUGGCUGGAUAAUUUGGACAGGGAUAUCGGUACAAUCCAAUCCUUACUAGGGACGAUCAAUCCUCGCUGCAAAUCUCGACGCUUGAACCAGAACCCACAUGAGCUGGUCUAAACGCCAGAGGACACGGGUUUUAUAAGACCUCACAUUUGUAAGAAGAACGUGGUGGAAUUUAUACAGAUUUGUUGUGAUUUUGGAUUGUUGCUCAAGAUGAUAAGCUGCAGCUGCGAGCAAGGAUUAUCUCAAGGAUGUCUCAGACAACGGCCAGGGACUGGUAGACGUCGACGCCCCUGCAUCCCCCUUCAGACCAGGUUUCGAGGGCAACGAGUGGGUGAUUCCAGGGCACGUCCCCUCAGGGAGGCUACAAUCUUGCCUCCUGCGUUGUCACUUCACCACCUCUGCCGAGCUGUUGUGUGACCCGAGUUUGUGCUUCACAAGCCAGCGGUAUCCCCAAGAUCGGGCAUAUCGGUAAAGAACGUGCAUGCACUCGACAGCUUUGCCUGCACGGGACCUUGCGCUUCAUGGGUCUUGGGACCCAGGUGCCAGAAUGGAGCUUUUUACUCAUCCAGCUGAUGAGAUCCACAGAACUCACAAGCGGCAGAAUACGGGCACGGGCGCUGGGCCGAAACCAAAACGUCACUGCUUGAGCUUGAACCAACAGCGAUUUGAUAGUGAUAUUGAAGGUCGUGUGUCGGGAGCAGUGUCCAAGCCUGGACGUGCUAACCGGCAGGAUCCAAGCUCUUCGUCGUCCAGCGUAUCGCCAGACUUUGCUCAGCAACCUGGACACCCCAGGUCAGACAAUGCUACUUCUAGUGGCACUUCCACAGGGGGCGUGUAUCCUGGUGGGAGUGUCGGUGCUGUGAAUGUUCAGGGCUUGGGGAGUCCUCCUCAGGAUCUUCCAUCACCCGAAUGUUCUCUCUCAGCAUCAUCUGAACAAGCAAAUCCACGCCAUGGAAGUCAUGCUACCCCUCUGCAUCCGACAAUCUCAUCCGGACACGGAUUAAGCCCCGAGAGUUCAGCUUCAGACUCUGAUUGCAGUUCCGGUCCCAGCUCUAGCGAGUCUUCGGGUCCUGCUUCUGGACAACCUUCGAGUCAGACACUCCGAAGCCAGCCCCCACCAGAAGUAUCUUUUCUAAACAAAGGUACAUGUUCUGAUACUUGUUCAAAUGAAGAAGCUUCUCGUUCAGUCAAUGGCAGCCAGUUAAUCUCUCCACUUGGUGACGAUGCGGGUCACCUACGAACGGACAGGACAGAGCUAGAGCUAGACUUCCCUUUGAGGGGGGGUGCGGAAGAUGUACCUGGCUCUUCAGCCUCUACGGAUACGCUGGGAGACUCCCCGAGUCAAGAAGUCCAAGCUCAGACUGACCUUGGUCGGAACUCUGAUGAUGACGACGACUCAGAUCACUCAGACACCCUUGACCAGUUAGAGAGUGAUUUCAAUGAUUUGCUGUCUCUCGACCCUGGAAGGCCCAUCAAUGGUUCGCUCUCAAGAGACGAGGCCAUUGCUAGCAGACUUCAGGAUGAGAAUUCUGACCUUGAGGUCUGGGAGGCUGCUGAAGACGUCCCUGCACCAGAUACAGGUCAUGAUAACGUUAGCCGCCCAGGAACCCCUCCGACUGGCAUCCGACGCGCCCUCGCUACUGCGCACUCCCCAGAACCAAAGCGUCCCUCUGAAACAAGUGAUGAAGACGAUACUGAAAGUGUUGAUGACACAUGUAGCGGUUUCAGUGGGAGCAACGGAGUAGAUGAUGAUGAACGGAUUGUCCAACUAGAAGAUCGGGAAGAAGGUAAUGAAGAGUCCGAUGUAGACAAUGAUCUUCUUGGACAAUUAGACGAGAUUGUAGCCGAUCACUCAGGCUCGGACUGCUUCGAGACACAUGCUCGUCCCCUGGGCAUGCGACCCUCUUCGGACAGCAAUGAUUCUGAUGAAGAGGCCAGACCCCAGAAUGAGUCAUCCGACGACGACGAGGUAUCGGAAGAAGAGAUUGGGUAUAUCUCGGACGCUCGCGACACUAAUGUUGAAAUCAAAGACGAAACAGGGUCGGCUAGCUUGAAUAUUCCAUCAUCUUCGACAAACAGCAUCGUUUUCCCAAAUGAAACAACCAGCUCUGGAAAGCUUCCCCUCGCACUCGACAAACUCGAGGAACGUGAGGUUGUACGGAUCACACGAGAGCUCAGCGCUUGUGUUCGUUGCCGGUUCCAAAAAAUCAAAUGCAUCAUAGACGAGCAGAACCCAGAAGGACAAUGCAAAACGUGCAAGAACUUCUCCAAGACGUCGCCAAAGACAAUCCAUCGCGUUCCAUGCUUGCGACUCCGAAUUGCCGACGUCGUUCUUUAUCGAAGCGGCGGGCUCAAACUCACGAGACGAUGGACGGGCAUCGAAAUGCGAGAUAUUGGGGAUCGACUCGAUACGGUUGCUGUUACGAUUGAGGUAUCACAGAACCUUUGUAGCAAACCUCUUCGAAUGAACGUUGUGCGAUUCAAACCCAUCGAUGGGGACGUGACUGCCCGAUAUUGGACUGAUAGCCUUCUCGGGAAGGAGACGUUGAAGAAGAAGGAACUAGCCAACUACUGCCUUGAAAAUAUCUACGAAACGGCCGAAAGCGUGCGACAAUACACAAUCGACAAUGCUCUUCCAGCCUUUUACCACACCAUCCAAGAGGAGAGUGAAUCAGAAGCUGGAGAAGUGCCCAUCAUCAGAACGUACCUUACGGCCAUGGCUCGGUACCUGGACCUUCACGUACGUCAAUUGAGUCCCGACACGAGCCUUACACUGAACCCCUCGCAGAAUGAACAUAAAUCCAGCGGGAGCCUCUCUAGAGACGAUGCAAAAGAGCUUGAGAUAUUCGGCAAUCUUUUUAUUCUCUGGUGCGCCAUCCGUAAGCGCUCCCCUUCACCCCAGCUCCAAUUGCAUCCCACUCUAAUCCCGCCCAGAACACACUGUAGGGUCUCUCUACAUCGAAGGCAACGAAACACUAGGCAUGCUCCCCGAAACCGAAGACAAAUCCUACCCUCUCUACGGCAAAGUGUCUGUCCCUCGCAUGGUAGUCGCCCAAUUCGACACCCUCAAUUACAACGAGGUCCUCGAGCGGUACAAGGAGAAGCUCCUACGCGACAUCGAUUGGCUGUUCAGCCAGGACAAGAAUCGAUGGUGGUUCACAAUCUAUCUCGUCGUCUUCAUACUCAUGCGCGAGGCGAGUCGCAUGACAGCAGAUCGGUACCGGCAUGCCAGAGCCAAUUAUGGAUCAAGUUUACGAUACUCGAUUCCAGACUUUGUUGAAGGGCUUCAUGCCAGCUGCAAUAAUAUACUCAUCCACUGGCAUUACUACAACUAUGAUCAGUGGCCUACUACUCGGUCGUCGGGGCUCACCAAUGGCGCAGGGAAAGGUGAACACUUUGAGACUCUGGCACCCAAGGAUCGGCACCUUGUGAAACAGAAUCUCAAGGACCCAGCGGUAAAGAAACACCUUCUAGUAUGGGAGCAAUACAAGAGGGAUAAUGGAAAAGUUCCAAAGAUUACUCUCCAACACGACGCCGGUUCCAUUCGCUACACGGGAGAACAGAACAAGUACGACUGGGAUCAUCCUUUGUAUUGGGUAUCACAAAUGUUUGAGAGGAAAUGGUGCCCACAUCCGACGUAUACGAGAGAACCAGAACCUCAAUCAACGUUUAUGUCUAUCACGGCGGCUGUCGCCGCAGCCGGCUAAGCAUGAAGCGAACCGAACACUCGACGAGAACAUACGAUACGAGGCUUGAGUCAACCAAAUAACGACCGAUACGAAUCUUUUGCUACAUGAAUUUUAGUAUUACCAGCAGUCGAAGAGCUUCCAGCGGUGGAAGAGUUGGGAAAACGGUACAACGCCAAGGGUCGAUAGACACAUGAGGGCUCGAAUAAACAUACACUUCUACACGGAGACCACAAUAGGGUAUUCUAAGCAGCUUUUAUUCUAUGCAAGCGAUACGCUGAUCUAUGCCUAGAUCCAAUCGGAAACCCGCUGACUCUAAGUCUCUCCUCUGUUUCCUGUAGUUAUCGCUGCUUCUCGCUGUGCUUCCUGAUGUCCCCAUGGUCCAAACAAACUCAAAACAAAAGUCUGGUGCCAUCUAUGUGUGGUCAAGAUCUCAUAAAUCUGUGCCGGUGUCUUGUGAUGUCCUAUUCUCUCCCCGAAUCAACCAAAAGAUUCCCACCAUCUUUCACCAAGACAUUUUUUCUGAUGCGUGAGACUGAAUUAGGCUUCUUUUCUUUGGGAUAGGAGGCAUUCCCCAGUUGUCCUCCAGGUCAUCCCAGCCCUCGUCGACAUGGGUCGCGUAGCGCAGAGAACUUCCGAGGCCUUUGGUUCGGAGUCGAAGCGGUGAGUUGGCAGGAUAGGUGUAUAUGACCUCCUUUCUCUGGUCCUUGGCAUGAUCGAUCUCCAACAUAUUGGCAGUCAGGAAAUCGCAGAAGCGAGCGGCAUCGUCGAUGCGAAGCUUCAGCUCCAGGAGAUGUUCAGCGGUGACACAAGGGUAAAGUCCCAAGUUAAUUAGAUUAUACCGCUUGACGGCCGCCUCGUGCGUAUCCUGAUCUCUGAGUCGUUGGCGGAGGGGUCUGGGGGCACUAGUGUUAUAGAACACACACCAGACCGCAAAGGCUUUGUCGAAGAACUUUUUAUACUGGUCGGCCCAAGUCGGAGGGGUGUCAAAAAGCGUGCUGGGCCGUCUAUACACAGGGACGUGGAUGUCGUUGGGCUCGAAGGGUUGGUCGUCCACCUCCCCGACAGAGUUGGCGUCUGCCUCCCCGUCUUGCUGAGUCACUGUAGCCUCGCCAGCCUGGCUAGAGCUGUUGGCGUUGUUGGGAGAGCUGGCCACUCCGUUGUAGUAGGGAGAACCAGGGGUAUUCGUCAGCCAUUCUGAUUCUGGGCUGUUGCCCCCUGGGUUGCCAUCCGUACCAGUGCCCUCUGAAUUGGUGCCCUCCGGGUUGCCCUCGAUGUCUGUGCCUUCAGUACUGACAGUUGACCGGGAGUCAACAUCCAUGGCUUGACCCAAGGACUGACUACUCCCUUCUUCGCUGCUUCCGGGAUCAUUUGUAAGAAACUGGUUGGUAGUUCCCGAACUCUCCGCUGCCGUGGUGUCAACGGGAAAAUCCUGAGCAGGAGCGGAGGCGCCAGACAAAGCGGCAGCCAGGACCUUCAUGUGAUGAUUGAAGUUCUCAUCCACGGCGGUCUCAGCAUCGGAUAGGUUGGUGUUUCCGGCGUUCUCUUCAGAUCCAGUGUCGCCUUGCGAGUCAGCGGCGUCUUCCUCCUCCACGGCUGCAGCGCUUGCUGCAGCCUGCGCCUCCCACGGGUCCUCGCCAUCAUUCUCUUCCUCCUGGUCAGACUCGUGCUCAGUGGUGGCUUCAAUAUCACCGUCCGAGCCAUGCUCCCAUGAGUCAGAGCCAGCUUCAUCACCAUCAGUGUCCUACUCCGAUGAGAUGUUGCGGAGACUCUCGGCCUCUUCAGGGGUCAUCGGAGGCAAAUGGACGAAAGAAGCAUACAGGCAUACAGCCUCGGACGAAGCAAACACAAUAGCGCGAUCUCGGAGAGUGACAAGAGAGUCAAGCUGCUUGUAUCCAUCCCUGACUGCCUUCUUGCGCACAGUCUCUGGCAUCUUGGCCGUAUGGUGAAAUCUCAAACCCCACAGCGACAUGAUGGAAGCCAGACCACAGGUUGGUUUGAGUGUGUCUAGAGCAAGGUUAAACACUUCUCGUCGAGCAAGAAGAGAGCACACACACCUGAUGAACUGCAGAAGCGGCGGCGACGAGGGAGUCGCAACUCAGAUCUUGAAAAAGCAAUACGUUCAAAAAUAUAGAGAACAAAACUAUGCUCUAGCUGAUGUUUUUUGGUGUUAUUUUUUGGGGUUUUUUUGAAGAGAUAGGAAAAAGCGAAGUGGAGGUGGGAUGUGGGAUGUGAGGAGAGGGUUUAUGUGGGAGUGAGGUUGCAAACGAGAUGCAAGAUGGAGAUUACGUUUACAGCCCUACGGAGCAACAAAGAGGCAGAAGCACUGGUUCGCAAGCUAUCGAUAGGGCACAGAUGUCUACACGGCUGGAAGUGGUCACGGGAGCCAGCAAACACUUAUUAGAAGUAAGUGGCUGGGCAUCAAGGAAAGAGUAGAUGAGUUCCUGAAUGUGAUCCCACGCCUAUGACAAACGGCAAACCAGAAUGUAAAACGGCAUCACGAACGAAGAGGAGAACUUCUAUUGCCUACGGAGCAUGUUCUUUGGGGUUAUAGAGGCACAAUGGCACGCUUGGGGGGGUUGGUGCUGCUGGAGGAGGAACAUGGCAGUGCCGUAGCGGGAGUGGGAGCAAUGGCCUGGAGCAGCCAUUUCGUCUUUUUCACCUCAACAUUCACUAAAUCUUUUCAAUUUCUAGAAAAACAGUGAAAGGGACAUGAUGCCACAUGCAUAAUGUCAUAUUAAUCUUAGCAAUCGUAGUAUGUGGCGCUGAUGUCUUGGUCGAAAAGGAGGAGUGCAUGACCUCGUUGCUGUUCUGCCAGUGGAGAAGAAACUGCAGCAAAAGCAACUAGAAUCUGCACUGCAAAGAGCCUAAGGACUGCAUAUCAACUGUACAAUGUCCAUUAAUCUUUGUUGUUCACACGUCCAACUGCAUUACUGUUCAAGCCAC
Molecule: messenger RNA, 8008 nt
Organism: Fusarium verticillioides 7600
Lineage: Eukaryota; Fungi; Ascomycota; Sordariomycetes; Hypocreales; Nectriaceae
Exons: 6
Coding region: 1858-4656 (932 amino acids)
Biological process (GO): regulation of DNA-templated transcription
Molecular function (GO): DNA-binding transcription factor activity, RNA polymerase II-specific; zinc ion binding
Source: RefSeq, a predicted model, not a curated record